Molecule: messenger RNA, 4345 nt
Organism: Lotus japonicus
Lineage: Eukaryota; Viridiplantae; Streptophyta; Magnoliopsida; Fabales; Fabaceae
Product: ABC transporter B family member 9-like
Exons: 14
Coding region: 227-4081 (1284 amino acids)
Biological process (GO): transmembrane transport
Cellular component (GO): membrane
Molecular function (GO): ABC-type transporter activity; ATP hydrolysis activity; ATP binding
Source: RefSeq, a predicted model, not a curated record
AAAAGAUAAUAUAAAAUUCGACUAUUUUCACAAUAUAUAUACUCUACCUACCCUCAUCAGCAUUUGAAAAAACGUUACAGAGUGAGAUCGAGAAAGAAAGAAUCACGGAAACACUUAAUAACUUUAUUCUUCUAUAAUCACCAUUCACAGCAAUUGCAACUCUGAAAAGUGAGAACUCCUUUUCUCCUCCACAAUUCUGAUUCAACUUUAAGCGAGCGAGUGAACCAUGGCAGACAACAACAACAACAACAACAACAACAACAACACAGAGCCACCUUUACAUUCUACAUCUUCACAAGAACAACAGAAUGAUGAAGGAGCUGCAACCAAAAGAAAAUCCAACAAGAACAAGAAAGUUGCGUUCUACAAACUGUUUGCAUUCGGUGAUCGUCUUGACGUGACGUUGAUGAUCAUUGGCACCAUCUGCGCCGCCGCUAAUGGAAUGACGCAGCCUAUGAUGACCCUCAUAUUCGGGAAGCUCGUCAAUACUUUUGGUUCCACAGAUAAAUCCAGAAUUGUCCAUGAAGUGACUAAGGUUGUGUUACUAUUUGUUUACCUGGCUGUGGGAUCCGGAAUAGCUUCAUUUCUACAGGUAUCUUGUUGGAUGGUAACAGGAGCAAGACAAGCCACAAGGAUCCGUGGCUUGUACUUGAAAACCAUAUUGAAGCAGGACAUUGCCUACUUUGACACUGAAACCACAACUGGUGAAGUGAUUGGGAGAAUGUCUGGUGACACCAUUCUCAUUCAAGAUGCCAUGGGAGAAAAGGUUGGGAAGUUUAUUCAACUGGCUUCAACUUUUCUUGGUGGCUUUGUGAUUGCCUUCAUAAAGGGAUGGCAACUGGCUGUAGUUUUGCUUGCAUGUAUACCGUGUGUUAUCACUGCUGGUGCAGUCAUGUCCAUAAUGAUGUCUAAAAUGUCAGCUCGUGGCCAAGCUGCUUAUGCAGAAGCAGGAAAUGUUGUUGACCAAACAGUGGGAGCCAUUAGAACGGUUGCAUCUUUUACCGGCGAGAAAAGAGCAACAGAGAAUUAUAAUAGCAAGCUAAAAAUUGCUUAUAAAUCCAUGGUUCAACAAGGAAUUGCCUCAGGUUUGGGAAUGGGAGUGCUUUUGAUGAUUACCUUCUGCACCUAUGGACUUGCCAUGUGGUAUGGUUCCAAACUGGUUAUUGAGAAAGGAUUCAGUGGUGGAAAUGUCUUGACUGUAAUCAUAGCUCUUAUGACUGGGGGAAUGUCAUUGGGUCAGGCAUCCCCAAGCCUAAAUGCAUUUGCUACAGGACAAGCAGCAGCAUAUAAGAUGUUUGAGACAAUUAAGAGAAAGCCUAAAAUUGAUGCUUAUGACACCAGUGGCGUUGUCUUGGAAGACAUUAAGGGCGAUAUUGAACUCAAAGAUGUUUACUUCAGCUACCCUGCAAGGAAGGAUGUGCAGAUCUUUGCUGGAUUCUCAUUAUCUGUUCCCAGUGGCACAACUGCUGCUUUAGUGGGUCAAAGUGGAAGUGGGAAGUCUACUGUAAUCAGUUUACUAGAAAGAUUCUAUGAUCCUGAUUCUGGAGAAGUACUUAUAGAUGGUGUGAAUUUGAAGAGUUUUCAAGUUAGAUGGAUAAGAGAACAGAUUGGGCUGGUUAGUCAAGAACCUAUCUUGUUUACAGCUAGUAUCAAAGAGAACAUAGCUUACGGGAAAGAAGGCGCAACUGAUGAGGAGAUAAAACAAGCAAUAACACUUGCCAAUGCCAAAAAUUUCAUUGACAAGCUCCCUCUGGGCCUUGACACAAUGGCAGGGCAGAGUGGGACUCAACUUUCUGGAGGGCAAAAGCAAAGAAUUGCGAUUGCAAGGGCGAUUUUGAAGAACCCGAGAAUCCUUCUCCUUGAUGAAGCAACAAGUGCACUGGAUGCUGAGUCUGAACGUGUUGUUCAAGAAGCAUUGGAAAAAGUGAUGACAAAAAGGACUACUGUGGUUGUUGCGCAUCGCUUGACGACCAUUAGAAACGCUGACACCAUAGCCGUGGUUCAUCAGGGAAAAAUCGUGGAAAAAGGAACUCAUGAUGAGUUAAUCAAGGAUGCUGAUGGUGCUUAUUCUCAGCUCAUUCGUCUACAAGAAGGAGAAAAAGAAGCUGAAGGUAGCCGGAACUCAGAUGCAGAUAACAGUUUAAAUUUAGAUAGUCACAUAACUCGAUCUUCCAGCCAGAGAACACCCUUUGUGAGAUCAACAAGCCAUGGUUCAUCCGCAAGUAGACGCUCCCACUCACGUAGCUUUUCUCGAAGAUUUUCAAUUGUGUCCGGAGAAAUAGAACAAGGGGAUAUUGAAAAAUGCCAUCCUGAUAAUAACAAGCCCAAAAAGGUUUCUUUAAAACGUUUGGCCUACUUGAAUAAGCCUGAGGUUCCUAUCUUACUACUUGGAUCCUUUGCUGCAAUAGUACACGGUGUGGUGUUUCCAAUAUUUGGCGUCUUGUUUUCAUCGGCCAUUACUAUGUUCUUUGAACCUCCAGAAAAGCAGAAGAAAGAUGCAAGAUUCUGGGCACUCCUAUAUGUUGGUUUAGGUUUAGUUACUCUGGUGGUUAUACCUCUUCAGAACUACUUAUUUGGGAUUGCUGGUGGAAAACUUAUAGAAAGAAUUCGUUCAUUGACAUUCAAAAAGGUUGUGCACCAAGAAAUCAGUUGGUUUGAUGACCCUGCGAAUUCAAGUGGUGCAGUUGGUGCAAGGUUGUCUACUGAUGCUUCAGCAGUGAAAAGUCUUGUUGGUGACACCUUGGCCCUCAUUGUACAAAACAUAACAACAAUUACAGCAGGUGUAAUCAUAGCACUCACUGCUAAUUGGGCACUUGCUUUGAUAGUUAUAGCCGUCUCACCAGGAAUCCUUGCACAAGGAUACCUUCAGAUGAAGUUUCUUAAAGGAUUCAGUGCGGAUGCCAAGGAGAAAUAUGAAGAGGCAAGUCAGGUGGCAAAUGAUGCUGUUGGUAGCAUCAGAACUGUUGCAUCAUUUUGUGCGGAGUCGAAGGUGAUGGACAUGUACCAGAAGAAAUGUUCAGGGCCAGAAAAACAAGGUGUUCAGUCGGGGCUUGCAAGUGGUGCAGGAUAUGGUUUCUCAUUUUUUCUUCUACACUGCACAAAUGCUUUAUGUUUCUAUGCAGGAUCUCGUCUUGUGGCGAGGGGGCAAGCAAAUUUUGCUGAGGUUUUCAGGGUUUUCUUUUGUUUAACAAUCACAGCUAUUGGGGUUUCCCAGUCAAGUGCCUUGGCACCAGACACAGCCAAGGCCAAAGAUUCCACUGCUUCAAUAUUCGAAAUUCUUGACAGAAAACCUACAAUUGACUCCAGCAGCAAUAAGGGCAAAUCACUAGAAAAUGUUGUUGGUGACAUUGAACUUCAACAUGUCAGCUUUAGCUACCCAUCAAGGCCUCAUAUUCAAAUUUUCAAGGAUUUGAGCUUAAGCAUUCCAUCUGGAAAGACUGUUGCAUUGGUUGGAGAAAGUGGUAGUGGAAAAUCAACAGUUAUCAGCCUCUUAGAGAGAUUUUAUAACCCUCACUUUGGAAGCAUCCUACUUGAUGGAGUGGAUAUCAAAGAGUUAAGAUUAAGCUGGUUGAGGCAGCAAAUGGGUUUGGUUGGUCAAGAGCCAAUUCUUUUCAAUGAAAGCAUUCGCGCUAACAUUGCUUAUGGCAAAGAGGGUGGUGUUGCCGAUGAUGAGAUAAUUGCAGCAGCUCAAGCAGCCAAUGCACACAACUUCAUAAGUUCUCUUCCAAAUGGUUAUGAUACCUCAGUUGGAGAAAGAGGUACACAAUUGUCUGGAGGGCAAAAGCAGCGUAUUGCCAUUGCAAGAGCGAUGCUGAAGGGCCCCAGAAUCCUUCUACUUGAUGAGGCAACUAGUGCACUUGAUGCUGAGUCGGAACGCGUAGUUCAAGAGGCGCUGGACAAAGUCAGUGUGGACAGAACUACUGUGGUGGUAGCUCAUCGUCUAACAACAAUAAGAGGGGCUGACGUUAUAGCAGUGAUUAAAAAUGGGGUGGUUGCUGAAAAGGGAAGGCAUGAUGCGUUGAUGAAGAUCACUGGUGGAGUUUAUGCUUCAUUGGUAUCUCUACAUUCAAGUGCAUCAUGAUAUCAAAUUUCAUCUAAACAGUAGAGAUCAUAGAAGAUGGUCUUUAACUAAGGACCAGAAACGAAUCAAGACUUCCACAUUACUUGUAUUUCAAGGACAAAGUUGUUAAUGAUAUUUCUAAUUGGUGGAACCUACUAUAUUCUUAUUUGGCAUUUAUUUUAGCAUGAAUUUUGGUGUUUUGGCUUUUGAUAAUGUCUUUCCACUAUAAUGUAUUGUCUUAAUGAACUAACUAUAAUGUAUUCUCUUAAUUCAACUCACGGAACA